Symsagittifera roscoffensis is the source of this 2206-nucleotide messenger RNA. RefSeq lists its product as uncharacterized. NCBI's taxonomy places the organism in Eukaryota, Metazoa, Xenacoelomorpha, Acoela, Convolutidae. Bases 241 to 1497 code for a protein of 418 amino acids. The transcript is spliced from 4 exons. The record is from RefSeq and is a predicted model, not a curated record. Gene Ontology annotation, cellular component: membrane. Gene Ontology annotation, molecular function: calcium ion binding.
UUCUAACUGGUUAAAGGCCAGAUGUUGCCAACAUUGAGACUGUAAAAUUUUAUUAGUUCCAACUUGAAGAGAAAUAAAAAAAAAUACAAUAUCAUUAUCCAAACUUGAAAAAAACUUUCAGCAUAAAUUGACGUCAACAAUAAUACAUUUAAACUCUAGAAUCGCAUACCGAAACAAUAUCCGUCUAAGUUUUGUAUAUCCGUUAGAAUUUUUUCCAGACACUACAGUUUUUAUUUUAAAAUGGCAACGGAAAAAUCAUCUCCUGGAAAAAUUGUCAGACAAAAAGUUAUCCCCAUGGAGGUCAACGCAGUUUGGGGCUGGGUGAAAACUUUCGACCAGCAAUGGAUCCCUCAUUUUCCCGCCAUAACUUCCAUAGAACUGGUCUCCAAUCAAGCAUCCAAAAAAGACGGAAAGUCUUCAAAAGGUGUUGUAAGAAUGGUAAAAAUGACUCAUAAAGACGAAGUGCAUUCAUUCAAAGAGCGGCUCGAUUUCUGCAAGUCUGAAAUCUACACAUUGAUUUAUAGCCUUCUGGAAUAUCACAAAAACUCGGACGUAUCUGCUUCAAAAGAUGGCGACUCUGCUAUUGAUGUUAGAGGCACGCUUUUCACGAUCAAACUGAAAGGAGCUCUUAACGAGGUUGACCAAUCACCGGAGACCAAAAUCACGUGGAUUUGUCAAUUCAACCCGGAAGUUCCAAAAUUGAAAGAACUUGCUGAAAAUGUGUUCACACUUUCGAUCGACUCUUGUCUGAAUGAAAUGGAACGAAAGUUCAACGAGCCGAUUGGAAAAUGCACAAUUUUCUUGAAAGGCGCCAAGAAUUUAAUGACAGCUGAUAUGUUUUCAUCUGAUCCUUAUUGUAUUUUGCGGAUGUCGGACAUGACAUCAGAAGCAGCGAAAAAGUCAAGGGUCAAAAAGUGGACCAAAAAUCCGGCUUAUAAUGAAGACUUCGAAUUCGAGGUGCGUCCUCGGAGUCUCAAAUUGAUCCUCACUUUCUGGGAUUAUGAUGGAGUGGGGGACGGAGACGAUCCAAUGGGUUCUGCCGAAAUGGACUUCAGCGAUUUGGAAGACGGAGUUCAGAAAGAUAUGACCCUUGACCUGAACACUGAAGGUCAAGUGAUGUUCACAAUCAAGCUGGAGAUGAAUGACAAGAAACAGAUUCCAAUUUCUCCCACUCUGAAGAAACAGCGUCUGGAAGCUGAAAAAGCGACUCAGGGUAUAAAUGAAGGCUCAAAAACAGACGGGGCAAAAACUUCAGGCGGUGAUUCCGGAUGUGGAGCAGAACUACUUCAAUUUGUUCAGGCCAAAUUUGUUGAAGAUUGUGGUCAAAUGCUGAACGAAACGCAGUGUCGAAUUGUGGCAAACAGUUUUCUGUAUCUAAGUUCGUACAGAGAAGAAAUCAAGGUCAAUAUCAAUUCACCUGAAGUCCAGGAAAAAAAUGUGAACAAAGUGAAGGAAAAUGCUUCUAAUGAAUUGAAGGGCUUGCUUGCAGGCAACUAGACGAAAGUAAAAUAGCGUUAAAGUUCAUAUAUUUAGAGAAGCAAAAACUGCUUUCAGUGCCUUUUAAAAAAUUUUAUCACCCAUAAAGUGCUAUGAUGAAACCCGAUGAAAGUUUCCAAUCGAAAAUUUUAAGGGUAACGAAAAAAAUUUUAAGCUCAAAAUUUUCACUGCUUUGCUAAAACCUCGGAAUAAAAAUGAUCAAGUUUUUUCGGAGCGCGCAACCCCCUUCAGAAUUAAUCUUGGCACCGCCAAAUAGCGCCUUAUAAAAUUUGCCUACAUCUGCUUUAAAUUUCUGUCGUAAAAUUAAACCCUUUGGAAAACCCGCUGUCGCUAUAUUCGCUAAUUUAAAUUCUUGAUAAGAGUGCGGGAACACAUCUUCAUAAUUGAUAAAAACAAAAAAAGAUAUCUUACAAAUAAGUUGAGCUUAUUGGUGUCGUAGAAAUUAAACGAAGAUUAUGGAAUCAAAUAAAUUUAAAAUAAUCAUAUAUUAAAAACAUGUUUAGUUGCGCAACAAUAAUUUGAAAAUUUCAAAUUACCAUGUUCAAUUUUGCUGAGGUGAUGUAAUUUAGAAUAAUUUCAAGAGAUAAUUUAGAUCUUGUAAAACUAAUUCCAGGGUUAUUUAAAAAUAUGUUAUGUUUAGUGAAGUUGUUCAAGUAAAAUCUUGUAAAUUCUUCUUCAAAUCAAGAGUUUCCGAUGCAAUAAUGUUAAA